AUGCUGGCCCGGCAGGGGCUGUUAGAACGCCUACCCAGUGAUGCCUCCACUGCCGGCAACCUCGCGAGCGUACGGGGACUCUCCCCUCUGCAGAUGCAGAUGCAGGCAGACGCCGAGGGAGGAGAUGCCUUUGCGGCAGGAUCAGCUGGUGGUGGGGGUGGGGGUGAUGAUUUGCUGCUUAGUUUUGCAGCAGCAGAGCCAGGUGUUUCCGCAGGUGGUUCUGGGGCUGUGGGCGAUGCGGCCUUUUCAGCCGGCAGCAACGCGCGACCGGCAUGGAUGGGAACGUGGGAGGCACCUGAAACCAACGGUCAGGAUCCUCCGGAUGAGCUCCCGUCUUUCCUCAAGGAUAUCCAGACAGGAGGGCUGUCGACACUAGGAGGAGGGGGGAGGGGGGCGGCAGCAGCGGCAGGGGGUGUGGGUGGGGGGACAGUGGCACGGCUGUCGUCAGUAGAAGGGAGGGAGCUGCAGAACCUGCUUCGCUUUGGCAGUAUGGGGGGGCUUCUAGCCCCUCCGCUUUCUAGACUUGGCUCCCUAGCGGCAGGGGGAGCAGCAGCAGGAGGAGGGGCAACAGGAGGAGGAGGGGGAGGAGGAGGGGGAAACGAGAGGGAGACAGUGGCACGGUUGUCAUCAGUGGAUGGGCGGGAGCUGCAGAACCUGCUUCGCUUUGGCAGCAUGGGGGGGCUUCUAGCCCCUCCUCUUUCCAGGCUAGGGUCCCUGGCGGCAGGGGGAGGGGCACCAGAAGCGGGGUCAGCUGGGGGAGGAGGGGCAGGAGGAGGGGGUGGGGCGGGGGGUGGAGUGGGAAACGAGAGGGAAACAAUGGCACGGCUGUCAUCAGUGGAUGGGCGGGAGCUGCAGAACCUGCUGCGCUUUGGCAGCAUGGGGGGGCUUCUGGCUCCUCCACUCACACGUCUUGGCUCACAGGCAGCAGCAGCUGCUGCAGCUGCCACUGCUGCCACUGCUGCUGCUGCUGCUGCUGCUGUCCAGAGACGAAGUCCUGAACGUUCCCCUGUACACUCACCAGCUACACCGGCUGCAGCAGCAGGUGGUGCUUCUAGGCUGCAACGCACUGGCUCUCCUGUCUAUCGACCCUCCUUCUCGCCUCCUUCUCGUCCUUCCCUCUCCCCACCCUCUCACCGCCCUCCCUCCCCUCCUGCUCCUCGUCCUCCCUCCCCGCCCGCUGCCCGCUCUCCCUCUCCCCUUUCCCGCCCCUCCCUCUCGCCGCCCAAGCGCCGCCCAGGCUCCCAGCCCACCCACCGCCUGGCUUUUGAGUCAACUCAAAAUUUAUCCUGCCCAGGCUCCCCUCCUGCCCAUUGUCUGGCGCGCGUGGAUUCGCUCACUUCCAACUCGCCCCUCACGUCGCCCACUCCUGUGGUUUGGGGGAAGCAGCGCGCAGGGUAUGGGGACGGCCUGGCUGAUGGGGGGUGGGAAAGGAGGGAAAGAGAGGGGGAGGGUAUGGGAGAAGGGAGAAGAGAGGAAGGAGAAGAAGGAGGUGGGGAGGGAGGUGGGGAAGGAGGAGGGGAAGUGGGUGGAGAGGGAGAGGGAGCAGGAGAGGGAGGGGGAGAGGGAGGGGGAGAGGGAGGAGGAGAAGGAGGAGGAGAAGGAGGGGGAGGGGACAAGGGGAACGUUGGCAGUGGUGGCGGUAAUAUGGGUCUGGGAAUGGGCAUGGGGAUGGCGAUGGGUGGAGAGGGGGAGUGGGGGACACCAGGGUCCAGGCAAAGGGGUCACCAGGGGGAUUUACUCAGUCUGCUGCGCUAUGGCAGCAUGGGUGGGCUUAUUCUCGCCGCCAAGUCACCCCCCUCUGCCCCCACUCCUCCUGGAGCCGCUCCUGGUUUUUCUCCUGGGUUUUCCCCUGGGUUUUCUCCUGGCCGUUCCACUCGGUGUUCCCCUGGGUUUUCACCUGGGCACUCCCCAGGGCCCUCCCGUCUCCCCCCCCUCCCAGCGGGACAGAGGGGGUCUUUCAGGAGCCACCCUGCCCCGGACCCCCUUGCCGCAGGGACGAGCAUGGCGGCAGCGUCAGGGUCACCCAUGCCAUCCGCGCAAGGAGGGCAGCAGGGCAGGCAGGAGCUGGGGCUGAAUGGGCGAGCAUCAGCACUCAGAGCAGACGCUGCUGCUGCCUUCAGCCCGGCCGGCCAGGCAGCAGGGGAGGCAGCAUGGACAGAGACAGGACGGAAGGAGAUCACCCACGCUGCCACAGGCAGGCGCAUGGAGAGGUGGGUGGGCGCAUGGAGAGGUGGGUGGGCGCAUGGAGAGGUGGGUGGGCGCAUGGAGAGGUGGGUGGGCGCAUGGAGAGGUGGGAAGAGGAGAAGAGGGCAAUGGCUGGGGGAAGGUGGGGUUUUCGGCACUAAGAGGAGUUGUGCUGAGCCUGCUGCAGCAGGGGCUGGGUACGACUGGGAAGGGGAGGUCACCGGGCAGGUGACGGAAACUUUUUACGGGUUCCAUCUGGGGCACACCCAACCGUCCCCCUCCUCUCUCUUCCACUCCGCGCCUACUGCAGCAGCUGCUGCUGCUGCCGUCACUCGUUCCGACGCUCACUUGCCGUCAGCUCAAACCGCCAAUGAGACAGCCUCUGUAACAGGGUUACCACCAGUGCAGGGUGGUUCUGAGGUGCGUCCAUGCCUUGAUCACUCCAGCGGUCUCCCAUGGGCCCAUGGCGGGUGUGAGGUGCUUGCAGGGUGUGGGAAUCAACGAAGUCUUGAGAAAUCCCAAGGGUCGCGUGCAGGGUUAGAGUCAAAUGGGCACGCCAACAUCUUGCGAGUCUCUUCUCUCCCACCCAACUCCUCUUUGAUGCCCUCACAACCCUCCAUCCCUCAACCCCCAACCGACCGCACACACCCCUCCUCGCAGCCUUCCCCCCAGCCCUCACCCGCAGCGUCCCCUGCCUCUUCCAAUCUGCUCGCCCCUCUCCCACGCUCCCUUGCUCGCCAGAGGCCCGUGGUCUCACUCUCGCCAAACCGGGACAGUUUUCCGGGCAGUUACGAAGGAUUAGGGCAGUUUGAAGGGCAGGGAACGGAAGACAAUUAG
Molecule: messenger RNA, 3021 nt
Organism: Closterium sp. Naga37s-1
Lineage: Eukaryota; Viridiplantae; Streptophyta; Zygnematophyceae; Desmidiales; Closteriaceae
Source: the annotation of a GenBank genome assembly